Messenger RNA from Sphaeramia orbicularis (orbiculate cardinalfish), 11942 nucleotides. RefSeq names its product dynein, axonemal, heavy chain 6 (gene dnah6). The record is from RefSeq and is a predicted model, not a curated record. NCBI's taxonomy places the organism in Eukaryota, Metazoa, Chordata, Actinopteri, Kurtiformes, Apogonidae. Gene Ontology annotation, cellular component: dynein complex. Gene Ontology annotation, biological process: microtubule-based movement. Gene Ontology annotation, molecular function: ATP hydrolysis activity; dynein intermediate chain binding; dynein light intermediate chain binding.
AUGGUCCCCAGGCCUCCAGCCCACGUUAAAGACACUCAGGCUGUUCUGAAAAGACGCAUAACCAGGACACAACCUAAUCCCCGCCUCUUAAAUGCACGUGAGAAGUUGCUUUUUCCUGGAUGGGACACGAAAUCACCUUUGUCUCAACAAAAAGAGCAGCUUUACAGACGCCGUGAACGACCUCAUGUCCACCUGCCCCCCCUCCAGUCCAAACCCAAGGAUCAUUUGACUCAUAAAACCGUGUCCACGUCAAGUCCUUCCAAAUGGCCCUUUUCCAUUAUGAAGGAUGGACAGCUGGAUCCUUCCUCCUCACCUAAAAUUUAUCAGUACAGCAAGAAUAAUUACUUGAUGAUUAGCCAUCGGGGUGUAGUAUCUGUGCGUGAGAGUGAAAUGGAGUGUGUGACCUUUGAGCGCUGGGAAAAGGAAUAUAACAUCGACUGUGAGCUCAGGCGUAUCCCCUUCUUUGCACACUUCAAAAUAUUGAAACCCUUCAAUGCCUGGCGCAAAGUGAUUUGCACCAGGAAGAUUCUUGGAGCUAAGGAGGUCCUCAAAAAACAUUUAUUUAUUGUUAAUGAGUCUCUUAAUCCUUCACUGAUGGACAUCAGGAGAAUGUGUUUCCAAAUCAGUGAAACAGGGCUUUUUCAUAUGAAGAAAAAACACACCUACACACUGCAGGAGUUCCAGGACGCCCAGUUCCAACAACUACAGGAGGUACUGACUGAUCUGGAGAAGUUUAAAGAGCUGGUAAAGAAGGUGACGUUUGGUGCCUGUCGGAACUUUGAGACAAACCUGAACAGUGGCUUUAUCCGUCUUGUUGACUAUUUGGUGGUGAACAUGUUGCACAUGCUGGUUGUAAAUGGAGUGUCCAACCUGCUGGUGGUCCUCCAGGAGCAGGUAGGUAGAACACCGACCCAGACCCAGAUACAGAGCUGGAGCUGUCAGAGUGAUGCUGCUGAGGCCGCUGAGGGAGACAAGACUAAGAAGGAGAAGGUAGUUGCCCAAGAUCCACCUCUGUUCAUCACUGAGCUGGUGUUGAGUACCAGUAGUUUGACCUACGUACCCUCAGAAGACAACUUCCAGGAGGCUGUUGCAGAGAUCAUUGGGAAGUUUGAGAAAACAGUCUCAUCGUUUAAGACACUUACAGCAGAUCCCGACUUUGAUUCACUCAUCGACAAAAGUGUGAAAAAGAAAUUGGAAGACAUCUAUGAAGGAGGCCCUUGUUUGGACUUAAUCUUGGAAAAUGACAGUCACUUUCAAAACGUCAUCUCCAACAUCAAGGUAUCACUCCAGUUUGCCUUUGACAUGGCAAAAAUCUACUCAUACAUGUUUGAGCCAUUUCGUCUGUUCUAUAAGGAGAAUGAGAGUCUGGAUGUGGAAGCACUGCUGCAGCAAGCUAAUGGUUUGGAAUUCUUCAGAAAAGCACUGGAAUUAUACCACAAUCAGCACAAGGAGGCCCAAGCCAUCCAACAGAAGAGACAUCUUGGCUUACUGCUGGUGGACAAAACACAUCUCAAAGAGAAAGUUUCAUCUUCUCCUCUCUGGUGUCUGGAGGUCAUCCACCAGGUGCUCACUCAGCUCGCUAAGAGGAAGCUGGAUGCUGUCAUUGCUGAGGCCCAUGAUGCUAAGUCCAAACUGGAAUUUAGCCCUUCCACUACAGCUGAGUUAGCCAACUUUCUUACAUUCCUGGAAGAGAUACAGCAGAGGAUUACGGAGCUGGAGGAGGAGCAGGAGACAGUGUGUCAGAUGUACAAUCUGAUCAACACAUACUCAGUUCCCACGCCCUCUGAGGAUCUUGUCCUUUUUGCCACUUUGCAACCCUCCAUUAAAUCAUUGCACAGGGUUAUUGAUGAGACAGUGAUGCAAGGCGAUACCAACAUGAACAUGUUGUGCUCAUCUCUGGAGAAGGACAUAAAGGAACUGAACCAUGCAAUCAGCAAAACCUAUAAUAAGUCACAGGAUAAACAGAUCCUGGACAUUAAUGCUGAUCCUGCCCAAGUGCGUCUGCUAUUAGAGGAGAUCCAGAUAUCUGUGGACGAGCUGCACUCUCAAGCAGCCAGCUACACUUCCUACCAGAAGACAUUUAAGGUACCAGUGACCAGGUUUGAGACCUUGGAGAAGUUAACUGUCGAGUUCCGUCUAAAGCAGCUUCUGUGGAACUCUCUAGAAGAAUGGGACUCUUUACAGGAUGGGUGGGGGCAGAGCUCACUUCAACAGCUGGAUCUGCAACAGUUUGACGCCCAGGUCAACAAAUACAGCAAGUAUGUCAACCAGCUAGAGAAGGGUUUACCACGGAACAGUGUGGUGUCUAGUCUAAAGGACAAAGUGGAAGUCAUAAAGCAAAGGCUGCCUGUGAUCACUGAUCUGUGUAAUCCGUGCCUGAAAUCAGAGCAUUGGAUGUCACUGGAGCAUGUCGUGGGGGUUUCCUUGAAUGUGAAAGAACUUACUCUAGCUGAACUGGAUGACCUCAAUGUAUUCGCCUACGGUUCUGAGAUACACCAGAUGUCAGGACAAGCGUCCGGAGAGGCAUCAGUUGAGAGUAUUAUUUCAAAGGUAGAGCAUGUGUGGGAGACCACCGAGUUCACUGUGCUUCCUCACGGUGACUCCAAAGAAGUCUACAUCCUGGGAGGCACAGACGAUAUUCAGGUACUCCUGGACGACAGCAUCAUCAACGUGGCCACAGUUGCAUCUUCCCGUUACGUCACUCCCAUCAAGUCAAGGGUGGACAAACUGCACAAAAAAUUAGGGCUCUUCAACCAAACACUGGAUGAGUGGCUGACAUGCCAAAGAAACUGGCUCUACUUAGAGAGUAUCUUUGUGGCCCCAGAUAUUAAGAGGCAACUGCCCGCUGAAUCCAAAAUGUUUCUUCAAGUGGACAAGUCCUGGAAGGAGAUCAUGGGGAAAGUUAAUAAGUUGCCCAAUGCCCUUAGAGCAGCCACACAGCCUAAUCUGUUGGACAUGUUUCAGAACAAUAAUGCUCUUUUGGAUGAAAUACGGAAGUGUCUGGAGGCCUAUCUGGAGUCCAAAAGAGUCAUCUUCCCCAGGUUUUACUUCUUAUCUAAUGAUGAGCUGCUUAAGAUCUUGGCUCAGACGAGAAACCCCCAUGCGGUUCAGCCCCACCUUAGGAAGUGCUUUGAUGGCAUUACACGUCUGGAAUUUGCGUUGCUGCCUGAAAAGUCUCCCAGUGCUAGUGGAACUCCAAUGGACACUGGAGAGCAGGAAACAGUCUAUAGUAAAGACGUCCUGAACAUGGUGUCUCCUGAAGGAGAGAAGGUGAGUUUGACUAAAGGUGUGAAGGCGCAAGGUAAUGUGGAAGAUUGGCUUUUGAAGGUGGAGGAGGCAAUGUUCUCAUCACUACGACGCCUCAGUAAGGUGGCCAUAGCAGACUACCAAGUGAAGGCUAGAGAGGAGUGGGUGGUGGCUGGACAUCCAUCACAGGUGGUGCUGACCGUCUCUCAGAUCAUGUGGUGCAGGGACAUGGAUGCCUGCCUUGACGGAGACCAGGACCACUCUGCUGCAUUGCAGGAAUUUGAACAGAAGAACUUUGAUAGGUUGAAUGCCCUGGCAGCUCUGGUGCGAGGACAUCUGCCUACUCUGCACCGUAAUAUUAUCACUGCCCUCAUCACUGUUGAUGUCCACGCCAGAGACAUCGUCACAGAUCUAGUCCAGCACAAGGUGGAAUCCAGGUCUAACUUUGAAUGGCAGAGGCAGCUGCGUUACUACUGGGACAUGGACCUGGACAAUUGUGUGGCCACUAUGGCUCUGUCCACUUAUAAUUAUGGCUAUGAAUACCUGGGAGCCUGUUCCAGGCUGGUCAUUACACCACUUACGGAUCGGUGCUACCUGUGUCUGAUGGGGGCACUCCAGUUAGACCUGGGCGGGGCUCCUGCUGGUCCAGCAGGAACAGGUAAAACAGAGACCACCAAGGACCUGGCCAAGGCCUUGGCUAUACAGUGUGUGGUUUUCAACUGCUCAGAUGGACUCGACUAUAAGAUGAUGGGUCGUUUCUUCAGUGGACUUGCUCAGUCUGGAGCUUGGUGUUGUUUUGAUGAGUUUAAUCGAAUUGACAUCGAAGUGUUGUCUGUCAUUGCUCAGCAGCUGAUAACCAUACGGAAUGCUAAAGCGGCUAAGCUGUCGAGGUUUCGAUUCGAGGGCAGAGAGAUCAAACUGCUGAACACCUGUGCUGCAUUCAUUACCAUGAACCCAGGCUACGCUGGGAGAACAGAACUACCAGACAACCUCAAAGCUCUGUUCAGACCCAUCGCCAUGAUGGUGCCCAACUACGCACUCAUCGCUGAGGUGAUUUUAUAUUCAGAGGGAUUUGAGUCCAGUAAAGUCCUAGCGAGGAAGAUGACUCAGAUGUACAGGUUGUGCUCAGAGCAGCUUUCCCAACAGGACCACUACGACUUUGGCAUGAGAGCGGUCAAGUCUGUCCUGGUUAUGGCAGGGUCCCUGAAGAGGAGUAACCCCCACCUCAGUGAGGAUGUGGUUCUGAUCAGAGCUCUGAGAGAUUCCAACCUGCCAAAGUUCCUCACUGAUGAUGCUGUUUUGUUUUGUGGGAUCCUAUCAGACCUGUGUCCUGGGGUGUCCAUCCCUGAGCAUGACUAUGGAGUUUUACAUUCCACCAUUCAGGAGUCUGUAGUUCAGAGAAACCUACAACCCCUACCCAGCAUGAUCAAUAAGGUCAUCCAGUUGUACGAGACCAUGGUAGUGCGUCAUGGUGUGAUGUUGGUUGGACCUACAGGUGGUGGUAAAACCACCGUCUACACCAUUCUGGCAGACACACUAGAGACCCUCCAUCACUCAGAGCACAAAGCUAAUGACCCAUUCUACCAACCUGUCAAGACCUAUGUUCUCAAUCCAAAGUCUGUAACUAUGGGAGAGCUGUAUGGGGAGGUCAACACUUUAACUCUGGAGUGGCGUGAUGGACUUAUGGCCCUGAGUGUUCGUGAUGCAGUCAAUGACACAACUGAUGACCACAAAUGGGUUAUCUGUGAUGGGCCGGUCGAUGCUCUGUGGAUAGAAAACAUGAACACGGUGCUGGAUGACAACAAGAUGCUCUGUCUGGCGAACAGCGAGCGAAUCAAACUUACCCCAUCCAUACAUAUGGUGUUUGAGGUCCAAGACUUGGCUGUGGCUUCUCCAGCGACAGUCAGUCGCUGUGGGAUGGUCUACAUUGACCCAGAUGAGCUCAAAUGGAUGCCAUAUGUCCAGACAUGGAUCAGUGGGCUAGGAGACAAGUUCCCAGACCCAGUGCAGAAAUACCUGCUGGAGCUGUUUGAGUGUUAUGUGGAGAAGGGUCUUCAGUUUGUGAGGAAGCAGUGCACCCAGGCCAUUGGUCAAGUGGACAUCAGUAAAGUCAGCACACUUUGUUUUCUACUUGAAGCGCUGCUGCUGGGUGUGGAUGGGCCUGACCUCACGAUGGAUUCUAAGAGCCUCCACUCUGUAAUAUGUCAGACCUUCAUAUUCAGUUAUUUAUGGGCACUGGGCGGUAACCUGACCUGUUCUUAUUGGGAUGCCUUCGACACAUUUAUCAGAGAGCAGUUUGAAAACAACGACAAUGUACAGCUUUCAAAGCAACGGAGCUUGUGGAGUCUGUAUAUGAAUUUUAAACAAAAGCAGCUGCAACCAUGGAAGAUGAUAAUUCCAUCAUUUCAAUACAACCGAGAGCAGCCCUUUAUUGAGACGUUGGUCCCAACCACAGACACGGUCCGCUAUGGAUACCUUAUGGAAAAACUAUUGUCUGUGCAGCGCUCUGUCCUAUUCACUGGUGACACUGGUGUGGGGAAGUCAGUGGUGGCUCGGGGCCUUCUUAACAGUAUCCAGGAAAAGGCAGAAUACCUUCCAGCCUUUAUCAACUUCUCUGCUCAGACCUCCUCCACCUGCGUUCAAGAGAUCAUUGAGUCCAAACUGGAGAAAAAGAGGAAGAAUGUUCUUGGUGCCCCUGGUAACAAGAAAUUAGUGGUUUUUGUGGACGACAUGAAUAUGCCCAAGCUGGACACGUACGGCUCUCAGCCUCCUAUAGAACUCCUUCGUCAGUUCCAGGAUUUUUCGGGCUUUUAUGACAGAACCAAGUUCUUCUGGAAGGAGAUCCAGGGAAUGACCAUUGCAGCAGCAUGCUGUCCUCCAGGAGGUGGGUGCAACCCUGUAACUCCUCGAUUCAUCCGCCACUUCAGCAUGCUGUGUCUGCCGACACCUUCAGAGCAAAGCCUUAAACAGAUCUUCCAGGCCAUUUUGAGUGGUUUCCUCAGCGACUUUUCUGAGGCGGUGAAAGACUGUUCUGGGCAGAUUGUGGAUGCAGCUGUGGAGAUCUACAACCGUUUGAGUGUGGAUUUGCUUCCCACUCCAGCAAAGUCCCACUAUGUCUUCAAUCUCAGGGACCUCUCAAAAUGUGUCCAAGGUAUACUCCAAUGUGAACCCACUCAAGUCAGAGAAAAGAUCCAGAUCUUCCGUCUUUUCUGGCAUGAAUGUCAGCGAGUUUUUCAUGAUCGACUUAUCAACAACCAAGACAAGUCAUAUUUCCACACCAUCGUCUGUGAGACAGCCAGUAAAUAUUUUGGAAUAUAUUUGGAACCCACAUACUUUGUGAGUCAGCCCAUCAUAUUUGGAGACUUCAUCAAGGUGGAAGCAGACAAAGAUGAGCGUCUGUAUGAGGAUCUGACAGACAUGGAUCAAAUCCAGGCUGUUCUUCAGCACUACCUCGAUGACUACAACAUGACCUUCUCCAAGGAGACCAAGCUGGUCUUCUUCCAGGAUGCCAUUGAGCAUGUGUCCAGGAUUGCCCGUAUGAUUCGGCAAGAAAGAGGAAAUGCCCUGCUGGUGGGGGUGGGAGGCACAGGAAAGCAGUCUCUGACUCGGCUAGCGGCCCAUAUGUGUGGGUAUCGCUGCUUUGAGAUCGAACUGACUCGAGGCUACAGUUAUGACAGCUUCCAUGACGACCUCAGGAGGCUUUACAAGAUGGCUGGUGUGGAGGGCAAAGAUAUGGUCUUCCUUUUUACAGAUACUCAGAUUGUGGUGGAGGACUUUUUGGAAGAUAUCAACAACAUGCUGAACUCUGGUGAGGUGCCAAACCUUUUUGAAAAAGAUGAACUGGAGCAAGUCCUAGUGGCCAUGCGCCCUAAAGCAAAAGAGGCUGGAAUCAGUGAAGAGAACAGAGAUGAGGUGUUCCAGUAUUUCAUCUCUUAUGUUCGGGAGAAACUGCACAUUGUGUUGUGCAUGAGUCCUGUGGGCGAUGCCUUCAGGUCCCGCUGUCGCAUGUUCCCGUCAUUGGUCAACUGCUGCACUAUUGACUGGUUUGUACAGUGGCCCCGUGAGGCCCUACUGUCCGUCUCCAUGGCCUUCUUCCAGAGUGUUGAGUUUGGCAGUGAAAGGCUUAAGCAGAGCCUGUCAGCGAUGUGUGUGGAAAUACACAUGAGUGUCAGUGACAUGGCAGAGCGUUAUUACUCAGAGCUGAGGCGACGAUACUACACCACACCUACCUCCUACCUGGAGCUCAUCAACCUCUACCUGUCCAUGUUAGACAGGAAAAGACAACAGUUAGUGACGGCCAGGAACCGUGUGAAGAAUGGUCUGACCAAACUAUUAGAGACUAACGACCUGGUGGACAAGAUGAAAGUGGAAAUGUCUGCUCUGGAGACGGUCCUGAAACAGAAGUCCACUGAUGUGGACGCUCUCAUGGAACAGCUGACGGUAGACCAGGACAAAGCAGACCAGGUGCAAAAGGUGGUGAAAGAAGACGAGGCUCUGGCGAAGGUCAAGGCAGAAGACACUCAAGCUAUAGCUGAUGAUGCUCAAAAGGAUCUGGAUGAGGCUCUGCCAGCCCUGCACAGUGCAAUUCAAGCCCUGGAUUCCCUGGACAAAGCUCACAUCGUUGAAAUCAAGGUGUUCACUAACCCACCCGACCUGGUCAUGACGGUCAUGGAGGCUGUCUGCAUUCUGCUCAACUGCAAGCCAGACUGGUCAACUGCCAAACAGUUACUCGGACAGGCCAAUUUCCUCAAACGUCUGGUGGAAUAUGACAAGGAUAAUAUCAAACCACAGAUCCUGCUCAAACUCCAGAAGUACAUCAAUAAUCCAGAUUUCAUACCUGACAAGGUGGAGAAAGUAUCCAAAGCCUGCAGGUCAAUGUGCAUGUGGGUCAGAGCCAUGGAUCUGUACUCUAGAGUCCUCAAAGACGUUGGCCCUAAAAGAGAAAAACUGGCCAUGGCACAGGAGGAACUGGAUGUAACUAUGGCAACCUUGAGGGAGAAGCAGCAGAAGCUUCAGGAAGUGGAGAAUCAGAUCAAGGUUCUGCAGGAACAGUUUGACAACAGUGUCAAGGAAAAGGAAGAGUUAGUCAACACCAUGGCUCUGACAGAGGCCCGGUUAACCCGGGCAGGGAAGCUGACGUCCGCUCUGGGCGAUGAACAGGUUCGAUGGGACCAAAGUGUCGACCAGUUUGACCAAGAAAUCAUUAACGUCAUAGGGAAUGUGUUCAUUGCAGCAGCUUGUGUGGCCUAUUAUGGAGCAUUUACUUCCCAUUAUAGACAGCUGCUCAUUGACCAGUGGAUAAAACGGUGCCAGGACCUGGACAUUCCGAUCAGUUCCAGCUUCAGUCUGAUCAAAAUUCUAGGCGACCCUUACGUGAUCCGGCAGUGGAACACAGAAGGCCUCCCUCGUGACUCUGUCUCUACUGAAAAUGGCAUCCUGGUGACUGAAGGCCGCCGCUGGCCUCUAAUGAUCGACCCCCAGGAUCAGGCAAACAGGUGGAUCCGCUCAAAAGAAGCCAAGCAUGGUUUAAAAGUCAUCAAACUCACAGACCCAGACUUCCUCCGUAAUCUAGAGAAUGCCAUCCGCAUAGGCAUACCUGUACUGCUGGAAGAGCUGAAGGAAAGCCUGGAUCCAGCUCUAGAGCCCGUCCUCCUAAAGCAGACGUUUGUGUCUGGGGGACGAACAUUGAUCCGACUCGGAGACUCAGACAUCGACUAUGACAAAAACUUUAGAUUUUAUAUGACCACGAAAAUGUCCAACCCACAUUAUCUACCAGAGGUUUGCAUCAAAGUAACAAUCAUUAAUUUCACUGUGACUGAGUCUGGUUUGGAGGACCAACUGCUAAGUGAUGUGGUUCGUCUGGAGAGUCCACACCUCGAGGUACAGAGAAAUCAACUGAUUGUACAAAUAAACGAAGAUCGAAACCAGUUGAAAGACAUCGAAGAUCGUAUCCUGAAGCUUCUGUUCACCUCUGAGGGGAACAUCUUAGACAACGAGGAGCUGGUUCAGACUCUGCAGGAGUCAAAGGUGACAUCAGAAGCGAUAAAGCAUCGUCUGGAAGAAGCUGAGUCUACAGAGGUGAUGAUAAACACAGCAAGGGAGCGAUACCGCCCUGUGGCCACCAGGGGCACUGUGCUGUACUUUGUUAUUGCCAGUUUGUCUGAGAUCGAUCCCAUGUACCAGUUUUCACUCAAGUACUUUAAACAGCUCUUCAACACCACCAUCGAGGGGCUGGAAAAGAGCAGCGUUUGGGAGAACCAUCUGCAGAACCUUCUGGACCAGAUCCUACUCAACUCCUACAAUGAGACGUGUCCCGAGGGCCUGUUCGAACAGCAUAAGCUCAUCUACAGCUUCCUGGUGUGCGUCCAGAUCCAGAGGCAGCGUGGGGACAUUGAUGCCGAAUGGCAGUUCUUCCUGAGAGGAGCUGCUCCCUGUUUCCAGGAGUAUGCCAAAUGUCCAGAUGUGCCAUGGCUCAGUGAUUUUCAGUGGCAGACGUGUCAGGAUCUGGAGCAUUCACUGCUGUGUUUCAAGGGCAUCUCAGAGGAAAUGACCAGAACCCACAUCCCCGUCACCCUGGGACAAUUUCAAGGGUCUAUUAAUCCAGAGACUUGGGAAGGCUACAUGUCAGAGUUGAAGACAGAGGAUGGGUUCAAAGGUCACUGGGAUGAAAGGCUGAGCUCCUUCCAGAAGUUAGUCCUCAUCAAGAGUUUCCUGGAGGAGCAGGUUGUAUCUGCAGCCACUGAGUUUGUGAUAGUCAGUCUGGGGAAGCAGUUUGUGGAAAACCCUCCAGUGGACCUGGUUCACCUUUACAGGGACAUGUCCCCCUCCACUCCACUGGUGUUCAUUCUAAGCACAGGCUCUGACCCAAUGGGCGCCUUCCAGCGCUUUGCAAAAGAAAAGGGGUAUCUAGAUAGGGUGGAGUCCAUCUCUUUGGGCCAAGGACAAGGGCCGAUAGCAGAGAAGAUGAUCCACGCAGCUGUGAAAAGUGGGAACUGGGUUUUCCUUCAGAACUGUCAUCUGGCUGUGUCCUGGAUGUUAUCCAUGGAGGAGCUCAUCAAGACCUUCACUGAACCUGACAAAUCCAUCCAUGAGAACUUCCGCCUGUUUCUCAGUUCCAAGCCGACCAAAGUAUUUCCUGUUACCGUGCUGCAAAACUCUGUCAAGGUGACUAAUGAACCUCCUAAAGGUCUGCGAGCCAAUCUGCGACGGGCCUUCACAGAGAUCUCCAACAGGUUCUUUGAAGACCACAUUCUAGGACACCAGUGGAGGAAGAUGGUCUUUGGAAUGUGCUUUUUCCAUGCAAUUGUCCAGGAGCGGAAGAAGUUUGGUCCUUUGGGCUGGAACAUCCGCUAUGAAUUUAAUGACAGUGACAGGGAGUGUGCCCUGUUGAACCUCAACCUGUACUGUAAAGAUGGACCCAUCCCAUGGGACGCCCUGGUCUACAUCACUGGUGAGAUCACAUAUGGAGGCAGAGUGACGGAUGUGUGGGACCAGCGCUGCCUCCGGACCCUCCUCAAAGGCUUCUUCUCCCCUCAGACCCUGGAGCCAGGAUACACCUACUCCUCCUCUGGUAUCUACUACGCCCCAGAGUCAAAUGAACUGGACCAAUACAGGAAGUACAUAGACAGUCUUCCAAUUAUAGAUGGUCCUGAGGUCUUUGGUAUGCACGACAACGCCAACCUGGCCUUUCAGCGACAAGAAACCGUGACCCUAAUCAACACCAUAAUGGAUGUGAACCCUUGUUCUUCAGUCCAUGACGGAGCUAAAAGUAAUGAUGAAAUUGUCUGUGAUUUGGCUGAAUCCAUCUUAGCUAAACUCCCAGACCGUCUGGACAUGGCUGAAUCAGCUGAGACCCUGUUUGUUCCAGAUGUAAAUGGUCGUAUUAACUCCUUAUCAACUGUGUUGGGACAAGAAUCAGACCGCUUCAACAACCUGCUGACAGUGCUCAGGUCGUCUCUUACCAAUCUGCAGAAGGCCAUUGCAGGUCUAGUGGUGAUGUCUGAGGAAAUGGACUGUAUCUACACCAGCUUCCUCAACAACCAGGUUCCCAAACACUGGGCAAACUCCGCCUACCCUUCACUGAAGCCUCUGGGGUCCUGGGUUAGAGACCUGGCCCUCAGGACCUCCUUCAUCCAGAGUUGGAUCAUACGUGGUCAGCCCAGAUCUUUUUGGAUCUCUGGAUUUUUCUUCCCUCAAGGGUUUCUUACUGGGGUGCUGCAGAAUCAUGCCAGAUGUUACAAUCUGCCCAUUGAUGAGCUCAACUUCCGCUUCACCAUGGUGCCCGUCUAUAGAGACCAGGUUGUGGUCUGUGAGGCACUACGCACUCUGGACAGUAACGCUAAACUGGACAUGGAUGACAAGUUACCAGAGGUAGAGGACGGUGUGCUCGUCCACGGCAUGUUCAUGGACUCCAGUCGCUGGGACGAUGAGAACAUGGUGAUUGAAGACGCGUUACCUCGAGUGAUGAACACCAUGCUGCCAGUGGUGCACUUUGAGCCUCAACAGAGCUACAUACCUGAUCCUGACCUCUACCACGCUCCACUGUACAAGACCUCUGCCAGAGCUGGAACCCUCUCCACCACUGGUCACUCGACUAAUUUCAUCGUGACAGUGUUGCUUCCAUCCAAGCGACCCAGUGAUUAUUGGAUAUCCAAAGCAUCUGCUCUCCUGUGCCAGCUGGAUGACUAAGUUUUUUC